Messenger RNA from Lotus japonicus, 1468 nucleotides. Its product is annotated as galactinol synthase 2-like. NCBI's taxonomy places the organism in Eukaryota, Viridiplantae, Streptophyta, Magnoliopsida, Fabales, Fabaceae. Gene Ontology annotation, molecular function: glycosyltransferase activity. The coding region runs from base 141 to 1163 and encodes 340 amino acids. The record is from RefSeq and is a predicted model, not a curated record. The transcript has 3 exons.
UCUCCUCUUCCACCACCACCGAGUCACACCAACAACCUCUGCACCAUUCUCAAACAAGCACUGUGUUUUCUUCUCUUCGAGUUACUCACUCACAAACACACACUCUUUUUCUUUUUCUUCAGCUUCCACGACAGAAAGACAUGGCUCCUGAGCUAGUUCCAACUGCAACGAAAUCUGUUACCGGUUUCAACAGACCGGUGACUCUGCAGAAACGUGCAUACGUGACGUUUCUUGCCGGAAACGGUGACUACGUGAAAGGCGUGGUUGGGCUCGCCAAAGGGUUGCGGAAGGUGAAGAGUGCGUACCCGUUGGUGGUUGCCGUGCUCCCUGACGUGCCGGAGGAGCACCGUGAGAUCCUGGAGUCUCAGGGCUGUAUUGUCCGGGAGAUUGAACCCGUUUACCCGCCGGAAAACCAGACCCAAUUUGCCAUGGCGUAUUACGUCAUCAACUAUUCCAAGCUCCGUAUCUGGGAGUUCGUGGAGUACAGCAAGAUGAUAUACUUGGACGGAGACAUUCAGGUGUUUGAAAACAUUGACCACUUGUUUGAUCUCCCUGAUGGUUACUUCUACGCUGUCAUGGAUUGCUUCUGUGAGAAGACAUGGAGUCACACUCCACAAUACAAAAUCGGUUACUGUCAGCAGUGCCCGGAGAAGGUGCAGUGGCCUAAAGAAUUGGGCGAACCACCUUCUCUUUACUUCAAUGCAGGCAUGUUUGUGUUUGAACCCAGCAUUGAAACUUACCAUGACUUGCUCAAGACAGUGAGAGUCACUACUCCCACCUCAUUUGCAGAACAAGACUUCUUGAACAUGUAUUUCAAGGACAUUUACAAGCCAAUUCCACUGGUUUACAAUCUUGUUCUUGCCAUGUUGUGGCGUCAUCCAGAGAAUGUGGACCUUGACAAUGUCAAGGUUGUUCACUAUUGCGCGGCGGGAUCAAAGCCAUGGAGAUAUACAGGGAAGGAAGACAAUAUGCAGAGGGAUGACAUAAAGAUGCUGGUGCAGAAAUGGUGGAAUAUCUACAAUGAUCCUUCUCUUGACUAUGAUAAGCAAUUCAAUGGUGCAGCACCAGCACAAAGAGAUAAUGGUGUUGGCAUUGAGCCAUUUGUACAGGCUCUGUCAGAAGUUGGUCAAGUUCAAUACAUCACAGCACCAUCAGCAGCUUAAAAAAGGAAAAAAGAGUUAGGAAGAAGAGGACUUUGGAAUCAAAAGAAGGAAGUUUGGAGCCCAUAGUUAGAUAGAAGGGAGCUCUCCAAGCUUCUUAUUUUGCUUUUUUUUUCCAUGAAUUACUUUGAGUGUUUUUUUUUCUUUUUUCUGCUCUUGUUGGUUCUUUUGUAUAAUUAAGGUUGGUGGGUUUGCUAAUAGGACUCUGGAUCUGGGUUUCCAUGUAUAUAGUACUGUAUUUCUGUUUUUGUUGGAUUUGGCAAUGCUUAAAGAUAAAGGGAAAUGUGAUGAAGGACAUGGUUCUUUCA